This is a messenger RNA of Rhagoletis pomonella (apple maggot), 852 nucleotides long. Its product is annotated as putative nuclease HARBI1. The coding region runs from base 151 to 852 and encodes 233 amino acids. The record is from RefSeq and is a predicted model, not a curated record. The transcript has 4 exons. NCBI's taxonomy places the organism in Eukaryota, Metazoa, Arthropoda, Insecta, Diptera, Tephritidae.
ACGCUACGGUUUUUGGCACAAGGCUCAUACCAAGUUGGUGUUGGAAAUGAUUUCAACUUGGCCUUAUCUCAACCCACCGUGUCCGCAAUAUUGGCUGAAACACUUGAAGCUCUGGAGCAGCUAAUAUGCCCCCUGCUUAUAAGAUUCGAAAUGUCCGAGGAGGCAGGGUUCCCCGGCGUAAUUGGUUGUGUGGAUGGAACGCAUAUUAAAAUUUCGGCGCCCACUAAGUUGGACCAAAAUCUGUAUUUUAACAGAAAAGGGUUUUUCAGCUUAAAUGCAAUAAUUAUUUGUGAUCAUAAAAUGAAAAUAAGGUACUUCGAUGCGCGAUAUGCAGGCUCAUCCCACGACUCCCUGAUAUGGAACAUUAGUUCUGCAAAACAGGUGUUACGUGAGCGGUACGAUUCUGGAGUGCGCAACGCUUGGCUAUUAGGCGAUGCAGGCUACCCUCUGGAACCGUAUUUAAUGACGCCCUAUAGAUCAACUUCAGAAGGAAGCGCUGAAGCCAUUUUUAACACCAAGCACGCAAAAACUAGAAACAUAAUAGAGAGAACCAUUGGAGUCUUCAAAAACCGAUUUCGCUGCUUACUCGGAGCUCGUCAGCUACAUUAUAAGCCGGAAAAAGCAACGCAAAUCGCAAACGUUUGUGCUGCCUUACAUAAUCUUUAUAUUGACUUUAAUGUAGAGUCAUCAAGCUACGAUUCAUCAUCCGAAGCUGAAAACAUGCUGCGCAAAUUGAUUGUUGUUUCAGAAUAUUUAAUUGAGCGCAUGUCGUCACCAAAAACUGUAUUGACAAGUUUUAUGUUGACACCCGUCAAUAGAAUAUCAAUAUUGUUGUCGUCAAUACCAAAAUAG